AUGUUGCCGCUGCUGCUCCUGUUGGCCUUCCCUCUGCUCUCCAGGACCCUCAUAGUGAUCAAAGGGGGCACAGAAGCCAGACCACACUCUCGGCCCUACAUGGCAGGAGUAAAGAUUUCUAAUGACAGCGUUCACUGGGAGUUCUGCGGGGGUUUUCUGGUGCGAGAAGAUUUUGUGAUGACAGCAGCUCAUUGUAACGGAAGGAUUAUGACUGUCAUCGUAGGAGCUCAUGAUGCCACAAUACAUAAACCCACUACACAGUUCAUUCCUGUGCUUCAGAGCUUUCCUCAUCCAGAGUUUAAUGGUGAUACAUUCCACAAUGACAUCAUGUUACUGAAGCUGAAAAACAAGGCAAAACUGAAUAUAGCUGUGAAGCCCAUUGCCCUACCACAGAGUAAGGACCUGGUGAAGGCAAAGCAGGUAUGCAGCGUGGCAGGCUGGGGAGAUUUUGAUAAUGGCAAGUUUUCAAAAAUACUGCGUGAAGCAGACCUGGAAGUGCAGGAAAAUAAGUUAUGCAGCCGAAUCUACUUACACUACAAUGAUGCCAUUCAGCUGUGUGUGGGGAACCCUCGGCAUCCACAGACUACAAGAAAGGGUGACUCAGGGGGACCCUUGGUGUGUAACGGUGUGGCCCAGGGUAUUAUCAGCUAUGGAUACAAUAUAACUUCAAUGGGUGUCUACACCAGAAUCACCAGCUUUGUCCCCUGGAUCGCCAGAGUAAUGAAUGCACCCUGA
Messenger RNA from Orycteropus afer afer, 735 nucleotides. Its product is annotated as mast cell protease 8-like. The record is from RefSeq and is a predicted model, not a curated record. Gene Ontology annotation, biological process: proteolysis. NCBI's taxonomy places the organism in Eukaryota, Metazoa, Chordata, Mammalia, Tubulidentata, Orycteropodidae. Gene Ontology annotation, cellular component: intracellular membrane-bounded organelle; cytoplasm. Gene Ontology annotation, molecular function: serine-type endopeptidase activity.